Molecule: messenger RNA, 2020 nt
Organism: Malania oleifera
Lineage: Eukaryota; Viridiplantae; Streptophyta; Magnoliopsida; Santalales; Ximeniaceae
Product: protein RETARDED ROOT GROWTH-LIKE-like
Exons: 10
Coding region: 599-1879 (426 amino acids)
Source: RefSeq, a predicted model, not a curated record
UUAUAGCACUUGGACAAUUCCCAGACACGCCUUCUAGUUAAAACGCUGCGUUUUGCCAUCCCUUCGAAUCUUUGACGCUGUGACGAAAGCGGAGAUUAAAAAAUAAAAAAAAACUAGAAGCUUAGAGAGGUCGGAGACACCCCGUUCGACCUUCGAGUGUGUGGACUGGAGCCCUAACGCCAGCCGCCGCCUUGCACUGCCGGACCUCACAGACUCCAGGAUUCCCCUGCUUCGCCGGGGCGACGACGACUAGAGGAGUCGCAGACUUGUUGGAGGAAUAUCCUUGCUUUUUCAGUUCGCACACUUGUACGACUGGACUUGUUUGAUGGUCAGGAUGCAUCUCUCUCUCCCCCUGACACAAACAUGCAGGUGGGAAAAGAAUGUUUCUCUCUCGCGCAAGGUAGCUUGCUCUGGCAUGCAGUAAAUUGUCUCUACUAGUAAUAUUGAACAAUGAGUUGGAAACACAAUACUUAAAGUAACAGCCUUGUUUUCAAGUUUGCACUGGAAGUUUAUGUUCUGCUGUCAGUUUGAAAGUCCCUGCAUCUCUCUUGCUCUUGGCUGAAUCUUUAGUGCGGCUGUGCUGAGAGCGUAGCCCAGCAUGAUGAUCUGGCGACCCCACUCAUCACUUAACUGCUCUCCCUUGUUCUUCAAGACCGCCAUGCAUCUUCUUCCCUCUCUCUCCCCACGACCAUUCAUCUCCACCCUUCCUCCAUCCCUUCCCUCCUCCUUCCUCCCUAAAAUUCUAACCCUCCCUCACCCUCCACCCCAAUCCUUGUCGUUCUCCUCCUCUUUCUUUCCCUUACAUUCCUUAAGAACUCAUGGCUUCGUCCCCAGUUGCGGCCUUGCUGCCGUUGUCCGCUGCAUUUCCUCUAUUUCUUCAGCCCAUACCUUGGAGUGGAACGAACCCCCGGUUCCCUGCUCAGAGGUCAGCAAUGGCGAUCAUGGGAUUGCUGAAGAAGAAGAUACAAGGCUCCCCAUUUCAGUUAGAGCCUACUUCUUUUCCACUAGUGUGGAUUUGAGGAGCUUAGUGGAUCAAAACAAGCACAAUUUCAUCCCCCCAACAUCUCGUAUGACUAAUUAUGUUGUUUUUAGGUUCGGGACAAUUGCAUCUGAACACAGUGCAAAAGGAACGCCAUGGUAUACUGUCUCAAAUGUUGAGCAAGGUUUGGGUGCUAGCUUAAGUGGAAGUGACUGUUGUUACAUGGUAGUUUUCCAAUAUGGUUCGAUAGUCCUGUUUAAUGUUCAUGACAAUGAGGUUGAUGCAUAUCUGAAAAUUGUUGAAAAACAUGCAUCGGGGUCGCUUCCUGAAAUGAGAAAGGAUGAGUAUGAAGUGAGAGAGAAGCCAACUUUAAACACGUGGAUGCAAGGUGGAUUGGAUUAUAUAAUGUUGCAAUACUUGAACAUUGAUGGCAUUCGAACCAUUGGUAGUGUUCUUGGCCAAAGUAUUGCUCUAGAUUACUAUGUACGGCAGGUUGAUGGAAUGGUUGCAGAAUUUACUGACAUAAAUCGUGGGAUGGAGAAAACUGGAACGUUUACCAUGGAAAGGAAAAAAUUAUUUCAGUUGGUGGGAAAAGCAAAUUCUAAUCUUGCCGAUGUGAUUCUUAAGUUGGGACUGUUUGAGAGAUCAGACAUUGCCUGGAAGGACGCAAAGUAUGCCCAAAUAUGGGAGUAUCUGCGUGAUGAGUUUGAGCUAACUCAGAGAUUCGCAAGUCUUGAUUUUAAGUUGAAGUUUGUUGAGCACAACAUCCGUUUUCUACAAGAAAUUAUGCAGAAUAGGAAAUCAGAUUUCCUGGAAUGGCUCAUUAUUGUGUUGAUUGGUGCAGAAAUUCUCAUCUCUGUUUAUGAUAUUGCUCACAAGUCAGCAAUUACCUCAUUGUAACAUUACUCUCUGAUUAGUUUGUACUGCUAGGUUGGAACCAAUCACUCUCGGGCAUAUUUUUUUUGAUCUGUACAUAUCUAUAGGAAUUUUGUCAUCAUAUAAGUUAUACCAUUAUAACAGCAUCUUUGAAAGCCCGCUAAA